Molecule: messenger RNA, 1188 nt
Organism: Vigna angularis (adzuki bean)
Lineage: Eukaryota; Viridiplantae; Streptophyta; Magnoliopsida; Fabales; Fabaceae
Product: telomere repeat-binding factor 4-like
Exons: 6
Coding region: 145-1026 (293 amino acids)
Biological process (GO): nucleosome assembly
Cellular component (GO): nucleosome
Molecular function (GO): double-stranded telomeric DNA binding
Source: RefSeq, a predicted model, not a curated record
GAAUGUGUUUUGUACGUUGAUGUGUGACCCAUUUGGCAACAAGGAAACGACAAGGAAAGGAAAAAAGCAGCGACCUUGGAGAGCGAAGAAGAAGCUGUGAAGAAGAGAAGGAAAGGCAAAGGGAGAAUGUGAGUGUGAAUUUGAAUGGGGAAUCAAAAGCAGAAGUGGACGCAGGACGAGGAAGACGCGCUCAUCGCCGGAGUUGAAAAGCACGGUCCCGGAAAGUGGAAAAACAUUCUCAAAGAUCCCCAAUUUGCCCCUUUUCUCACUUCCCGUUCCAACAUCGACCUCAAGGACAAAUGGCGGAAUUUGAGCGUCAGUAACGGUUCUCAAGGCUCCAAAGACAAGCCUAGGGUUCCCAAGCUCAAGGCUCUUCCUCCUCCUCCUUCUUCUACCACCUCCACCACCACCACCGCCACACCUCAAAACGCGGCUUCUGCUCCACAAAACGUACCGUCUGAUGUCACUGUCCCUGAUUCUUCUCUGAAUGACCAAGAUGUCAAAAACCCUCCGAGGUAUAAUGCAAUGGUUUUUGAAGCUCUAUCAGCACUAAAAGAUAAUAAUGGAUCUGACCUAAGUGCCAUUGUUAGUUUCAUCGAGCAAAAACAUCAGGUUCCUCAAAAUUUUAGAAGGGCAUUAAGUACAAGGUUGCGAAGGCUUGUUAGUCAAGGAAAACUUGAAAAGGUACAAAAUUUUUACAAAAUAAAAAAGGAUGUCCCCUCGGGAACAAAAUCACCUUCACCAAAACCAAAGGAUGUCCGGCCAGCACCGUCACAACCUGCACCACAACCACAAUGGCAGUCCUCGGUUUCUGUCUUUACAGCAUCUAAUGAGACAAUAAAGGAUGCUGCAGAUACUGCAGCCUACAGAAUUGCCGAUGCUGAAAGUAAGUCAUAUCUGGCUGCGGAAGCAGUAAAGGAGGCAGAGAAAAUAUCAUUGCUGGUUGAACAUAGUGAUUCGAUGUUGGAGCUAGCAAAAGACAUAUAUGAACAAUGUUCUCGAGGUGAAAUUAUCCUUUUGGCUUAAGAUGGUCAACGAAAGGUCUAUAAAUAGAUUCAUCCUGAUCUUGGUUUCUAAAUGUAAAAUUGUGUAUUCGAUGAGACAACUAUUUUAACAUUUUUUUUGGGCGUAUUUUAUCAUCACUCCAAAAGCAUGUUACAUAAAUUAAACAGCACUGUCUUCUGCGGA